AUGCCACUCACAGCACACGGCUUCGCCGCCAACGAAAUCCACUCCAAGAUCCAACUCCUCAUAAACGCCCUCGUCAACAUCAAAGAUGAAACCGGCGAAUUCCUAAUGACCCUCCCCGACGGCCGCGUCAUCGACACAAAAGGCUGGGACGACUGGGAAUGGACACACGGCGUCGGUCUCUACGGAAUAUGGAAAUACUACCAGACAACAGGCCACGCAAAAUACCUCCAAAUAAUAGAGGACUGGUUCCAGAACCGCUUCUCCGCCGGCGGCACCACGAAAAACAUCAACACCAUGGCCGCGUUCCUCACCCUCGCAUACGUGUACGAACAGACGCGCAAUCCAACCUACCUCCCCUGGCUGGACAACUGGGCCGAAUGGGCGUACCGGGACCUCGAGCGCACAAAGUACGGGGGCAUGCAGCACAUUACGUACCUGGAAGAAAACGACCAGCAGCUGUGGGACGAUACGCUGAUGAUGACGGUGCUGCCGCUCGCGAAGAUUGGGCUGGUGCUGAAUCGGCCGCAGUAUGUGGCGGAAGCGAAGAAGCAGUUCUUACUGCACAUUCAGUAUUUAUUUGAUGCGAAGACGGGGCUGUUCUUUCAUGGGUGGACGUUUCGUGAAGGAGGGCAUAAUUUCGCGAGGGCCCGCUGGGCAAGGGGGAAUAGUUGGCUGACGAUUGUGAUUCCCGAGUUUAUCGAGAUGUUGGGGCUGGAGACAUUGGAUGAGCCGCUGUGCAACCACUUGCAAGCUACGUUGGCUGCGCAGUGUGAGGCGCUGAAGACGCUUCAGUCGAAGAAUGGGCUUUGGCGUACGCUGCUGGACGUUGCGGAGGAGGAUGGCUCGUAUGUCGAGUCGAGUGCCACUGCUGGUUUUGCAUUCGGCUUGUUGAAGGGUCAGAGGAAACGGUAUCUGCCUCGGGAAUAUCAGGAUGUGGCCUUUAAUGCUGUAAGGGGUGUAUUGGGUAAUAUUAGUGCGGACGGUCAGUUGCUACAGACGUCGUUUGGGACGGGCAUGGGGUCGGAUUUGGAGUUUUAUAAGAAGAUUCCUAUCACACCUAUGCCGUAUGGCCAGGCUAUGGCGAUACUGGCUCUGGUUGAGUUGUUGAACGUAUUCGUAUAG
Messenger RNA from Pochonia chlamydosporia 170, 1122 nucleotides. Its product is annotated as unsaturated rhamnogalacturonan hydrolase. The transcript has a single exon. Bases 1 to 1122 code for a protein of 373 amino acids. NCBI's taxonomy places the organism in Eukaryota, Fungi, Ascomycota, Sordariomycetes, Hypocreales, Clavicipitaceae. The record is from RefSeq and is a predicted model, not a curated record. Gene Ontology annotation, biological process: carbohydrate metabolic process.